This is a messenger RNA of Cornus florida, 4770 nucleotides long. Its product is annotated as auxin response factor 19-like. NCBI's taxonomy places the organism in Eukaryota, Viridiplantae, Streptophyta, Magnoliopsida, Cornales, Cornaceae. Gene Ontology annotation, biological process: regulation of DNA-templated transcription; response to hormone. Gene Ontology annotation, molecular function: protein binding; DNA binding. The record is from RefSeq and is a predicted model, not a curated record. Gene Ontology annotation, cellular component: nucleus. The transcript has 13 exons. The coding region runs from base 924 to 4208 and encodes 1094 amino acids.
UAUAUAAAUAAAGCUACCUCGACUUGCUCUCUUUGGCGUCAGAUUUCCCGGGGACUCGUCAGAUCUCUCCGCUGUGAUCCCGGUCAUUACUCCGUGCUUGUACCUUCCCCCCACCUCUCUUCGCUCUCCCUGGAUCAAAAAAUCUUCCCUUCGCUUGCUUUCAAUUUUCGCUGCUCCAAUUUUUUCAGCUCGUGUCAUUUUCAGGCGAACAUCGACGGCGAUUUCCGACGGCAAUCUCCGAAAAACUACAGAGACUAAGAAGCUUUCGGUUCGUUGCUAGAUUCGUGAAGUAGUCGGGUUUCAAAAAGUUAAUGGUGUUUGGUUGAUCCCAAAGAAAACUAAAAAAUCAGCUUUGGGAAUCAUCUUUUCUUGUUCUUCCCUCUUUUUUUUUUUUUUUGGUAGGAGUUGGAGAAGACAAGUUUGAUUGAAGUGUCAAGAGUCUCGAUAUAUAUGUAUAUAUAUAUAUUGCAAUACUCUGAAGAUUGGAAGGAAAAAAACAAUUCAAUUAUCGGCUGAGACGGUCUAAUUCUCUAUUGACGAGAAAUAUCUGGGAAAAAAAAAAUUCUAAUUUCUCACUGUUUGGCUAGUGAAUUUGGGGAUUUGUUAAUGGUUUAGCAAGAAAAAAAAAAAGUCACUUUUCUUUGCAGUUGAAGACCAAGACCAACUUUUAGUUGUACUAAGGUUUUCGAGUAGUAAUACUCUGUUUGGAUGGAUUCAAUGACAAAAUUGAGUCGAUUUCUUACUGAGCUGUGGUGAAGCUAUCUUCUAUCCAUUGUUUCAAAUCAAAAUGGUGGUGAUUAAUGGAUUUUUGGGUUGAAGACUUGCUACAGACUGACAAGGAAAGGAAACUAAUUUGUAGAAUCUGGUCACUGAAUUUGCAGCUUAGGAGUUGAUUAGUAUAAUUUUGCUCUGUGUAUGUCAACAUGAAGGCUCCUCCCUCCAAUGCUUAUCUAGAAAAUUCUGGAGAAGGAGAAAGGAAGGUUAUUAAUUCAGAGUUAUGGCAUGCGUGUGCGGGACCACUGGUUUCCUUGCCUCCCAUUGGAAGUCUUGUGGUCUACUUCCCUCAAGGUCACAGCGAGCAAGUUGCUGCAUCAAUGAAAAAGGAGACUGAUGGCAUCCCAAGCUAUCCGAACCUCCCUUCCAAGUUGAUCUGCAUGCUUCACAAUGUCACCUUACAUGCUGAUGUAGAAACUGAUGAGGUCUAUGCGCAGAUGACUCUUCAACCUGUAAACAAAUAUGACCAGGAAGCAUUACUUUUAUCUGACAUGGGCCUCAAGCAAAGUAGGCAACCUGCUGAAUUCUUCUGCAAAACACUUACAGCUAGUGACACAAGCACACAUGGUGGAUUUUCUGUACCCCGCCGAGCGGCUGAGAAAAUCUUCCCACCUCUAGAUUUUUCAAUGCAACCACCUGCCCAGGAGAUAGUAGCUAGAGAUUUACAUGACCAAACAUGGACGUUCCGACAUAUAUAUCGAGGCCAACCAAAAAGGCACCUUUUGACUACAGGAUGGAGUGUCUUUGUUAGCUCUAAACGACUCUUUGCUGGUGAUUCUGUCCUUUUUAUAAGAGAUGAAAAAUCACAGCUUCUCUUGGGUAUAAGACGUGCCAAUAGACAGCAGCCUGCCCUCUCCUCAUCAGUCAUAUCCAGUGACAGCAUGCACAUUGGAAUUCUUGCUGCUGCAGCUCAUGCUGCUGCAAAUAACAGUCCAUUUACUAUAUUUUACAAUCCAAGGGCCAGCCCUUCUGAGUUUGUGGUUCCCCUAGCCAAGUAUAAUAAAGCAAUGUAUACUCAAGUUUCAUUAGGCAUGCGGUUUAGAAUGAUGUUUGAGACCGAGGAGUCAGGAGUACGCAGAUACAUGGGCACAAUCACUGGUAUCAGUGAGUUGGAUGCUGUGCGAUGGAAAAAUUCACAGUGGCGCAAUCUUCAGGUUGGAUGGGAUGAAUCAACUGCUGGUGAACGUCCUAGUCGAGUUUCAAUUUGGGAAAUUGAGCCUGUUGUGACUCCUUUCUACAUAUGUCCACCUCCAUUUUUCAGACCCAAGUUCCCCAAACAACCGGGGUUGCCAGAUGAUGAGUCUGAGAUGGAGAAUUCUUUCAAGAGAGGCAUGCCCUGGCUUGGAGAUGAAUUUGGCAUAAAGGAUGCCUCUAGCUCAAUCUUCCCUGGCAUGAGUUUAGUGCAGUGGAUGAACAUGCAACAGAAUCGUCAGUUUCCUGCCGUUCAAUCAGGAUUCUUUCCGCCUAUUGUUUCUUCAAAUUCCUUGCACAAUAACCUUGGCACUGAUGAUCCCUCGAAGUUGUUGAACUUUCAGAAUCCUGCCCUUUCUACACCAAAUGUCCAGUUCAACAAAACAAAUCAACAAAAUCAACAACUUGGUCAAUACCAGCAGUCAGCUCUAGCAUGGUCCCAGCAGCAGCUGCAACAACUGUUGCAGUCUUCUAUUAAUCCACAGCAGCAGCAACAGCUGCAGCAGCGCCAGCAACAACAGCAGCAGUCACAACAGAUGCAGCCGCAACAGCAACAACGACCACAACAACAGCAACAGCAGCAGCAGCAACAACAGCAACCGCAGCAGCAACAACAACACAUAUUGCAACCAUCUCUUGUAAAUAAUGGUGUAAUUGCCCCCAACCACACCGCAAACCAAAAUUCACAGCAACCAGCUAUAUACUCCCAACUUCAGCAACAACAACUACUGACAGGGAAUACGCCAUCCAAGCAAAACAAUCCUCCUGCUAACAGGAAUUCAUUUCAGCUGACAUCCUUGCCACAAGACUUGCAGUUUCAGCAACAAAUGGAACAAUCUAACCUUUCACAGAGGCAACAGCAGACACCAUUGCAGCAGACCCCAUCACAAUUGUAUCAACAUAGCCUGUUGCAGAGUCCACAAGUUCACCAUAUGUCGCAGCAGUCUCUCUCGGAGCAUCAGCUUCAGCUACAACUGCUGCAAAAAUUGCAGCAGCAGCAGCAGUCGUCAUCGCAACAACUGCUGUCCCCAGUAAGCCCUCCUUUGGAGCCUCAGAUGCCACAGCAACAGCAGGCCCAUCAAGUCCGGCAAUUGCAACAGAUGCCUUUGUCUCAGCAUCAGCAGCAGCAACUUAGCUGCAACAGCUUGUCAACUUCACCUCUAAUGCAAUCACCACAAUUUCCUAUGAACCAACUUCAGGGCCAGCACAAACAAAUGAGAGCCCAUUCUGGUCUUACAGAUGGGGAUGCUCCAUCAUGUUCAACUUCACCGUCUACAAAUAAUUGCCAGGUAUUCCCAUCGAACUUCCUGAACAGGAAUCAACAAAGGCCAACCGUAUUGGUGGAGGAUUUGGCAGUUGAUCCUGCUACUAAUAUGGUUCAAGAGCUACAAAGCAAGUCUGAAAUCCAGAUCAAACAUGAAUUGCCCAGCACAAAAGGGCUAGAGCAACCAAAAUACAAAGGUACUGUUACCGAUCAAUUGGAAGCUUCGUCAUCCGCAACAUCAUAUUGCUUGGAUGCGGGCAGCCUCCAGCAGAAUUUUUCACUCCCUGGUUUCUGUAUGGAUGGGGAUGUUCAAUCUCAUUCCAGAAACAAUCUUCCCUUCACUGCUAAUAUUGAUGGUUUGCAACCUGAUGCUUUGUUGUCAAGGGGUUUUGAUUCUGGAAAAGAUAUUCAGAACUUGCUUUCUAAUUAUGGUGGUGCACCCAAAGAUAUUGAGACAGAGUUGUCCACUGCUGCAAUCAGUUCUCAGUCAUUUGGGGUGCCAAACAUGUCCUUCAAACCAGGUUGUUCAAGUGAUGUGGCCAUCAAUGAGGCAGGGGUUUUGAAUAAUGGGUUGUGGGCUAAUCAGCGCAUGCGAACAUACACAAAGGUCCAAAAACGUGGCUCAGUUGGAAGAACCAUUGACGUCACCCGUUACAAGGGGUACGACGAGCUCAGGCAUGAUUUGGCCCGCAUGUUCGGAAUUGAAGGGCAGCUAGAAGAUCCACAAAGAACUGAGUGGAAACUUGUCUACGUAGAUCAUGAAAAUGACAUAUUACUUGUUGGUGAUGACCCCUGGGAGGAAUUUGUGAGUUGUGUCCAGAGCAUAAAGAUACUGUCAACUGCGGAGGUUCAGCAAAUGAGUUUGGACGGAGAUCUGGGCCAUGUGGCAGUCCCCAAUCAAGCUUGCAGUGGUACUGAAAAUGGGAAUGCAUGGAGAGGACAAUAUGAUGAUAACUCAGCUGCAUCGUUCAAUCGAUAAAUAGUUCAUAAUUCGAAAACUAAGCUGGUAAUGUCUAUCGACAUCAAGCCUUUUGAAGUUCUGAAUGAACUUUCUGCCUUAAGAUGAGGAAGAAAGCCCCUUCUUCUAAGGUGAAAUAUGGAUACAGCGUAAUGACAAUUGAAGAGUUAUAAUUGUAUUCUUCUCUUCGAUCCUGUACACCACAUGAAUUCCAUUUUCAUGGUUAGGAAACUGAGGGCUUCUGCAGAUGUGCCUCAUAGCCAGCUGUUGGAUACUUGGAUGCUUUAACUGACAAUGAUCCAAAAGUUCCAUCUCAUUCAACUUUAUAAUCUUAGGAUCUGCUUUCAUGCACCUCGUUGCAUCGGAAGGUGAAAGGUUUAGCUUUGGUCAAUCCAGAAAGUAGAUGGAGCACUUGAUCUUGUAAAAACUACUACUAAUUUUAGGUUAACAGACUUCGGUUUCAUUAAUGGGGUCUAAAUUUUACAAGGAAGAACUGCACAAAAUCGAGCAUUUCGUUUUCCACUCACAUUCCUUUGUAAUCCCCAGCAAUUCCACAAUCUAAAUGUAUCUAUUCCUUCCUCCC